CUUACACGAAUAGUGUCUCUCGGAUGUUCAAGUUUGUUUCACACGAUUGCAGUAGGAGCCUCAUCUCAUUCAAUCAGAAUCCAGAAUUGUUUUUCUACUUCAUUAAGCCGCCAAGGCAUGGCACGAAAUAUGUCUCAGGCAAUUUUCUCCCUUCUGCUGAUUUUUCUUCUGCGGCUACUUAGUGUUGCAAGAGCACAGACAUGUACAGUCGGAGAUCAUGCAGAUUCUACCCGAUUCGGUACCGAAUUUGUUUUCGGUCUCCCGGUGAGCGGCCAGUACAGUUCGUACCUCGGAGAUUACGGGAACUUUAUUCAGACUUCCAACUCGGGGGGUACUUAUUACUACGCUUCUCGACCGGCCAGAUCUGAGUCUGGACAGUUUUCCACAAGUGGAAUGCCAUCGCAUGCCAAAAUAGAAUAUACAGCAGAGUCGUCGGUUACCAGGGACACGGGUUUACACGACGGGACAUUACGUGUCCUCCCUGACUACAACCUUAUCGUGUACCUAUUUGGAUCUAACACAAAUGAAGGUACAUAUGGGGCAACCGCCGUUACUCCUCUCGUAUAUCUAGGCCAGGAAUACUUUGCAUCAGUCCUAGCAGGUCCAGGUCUCGGACAAGUGGUUAUCUCUUCGACCGGUGAAACAACGUUCAUCCGUCUGACACCGAAUGGUCCAUUUACUUAUGACGGCAUAACGUACUCUAGUCCCUUUUCGGACCUGGAAGUGGAGAUUCCGGCCUGGUAUCAGAUGAUUAUCACUACCUCAUCUAACGACUUUACCGGGUCGAGAAUACUGGCAAACAAGACUGUUUCGGUAUUAAGUGGGUCCUCUUGUGCAUAUAGUCCAGAAAUUAGCAGCGGAUCUUGUGAUUAUGCCAUAGAGCAUCUGUUGCCUUACGACAAAUGGGGAACCACCUUCAACGUACCGCCGUUUCAAGAUGGCUCAACGGGAUACUACAUCCAGAUUACUGCAGGCAGAGACGACACGACCAUCAACGUCGAUGGUACAUUGGUCAGCAUUGGACAGGGGCAGACUGAAAGCCGAGAAGUCACCACGAACACCAUGCUACGUAUUACCAGUGAUAAACCCAUCCAAGUAGUGCAGAUCCUAAAGGGGGCCGCAUCAAUGGUCGUCAUACCACCUGAAGAACAGUACACCCUGAUGAACAGCUACUUUCGUAUAUCAGGUGCCGACACCCUCGGUAUAUAUCUCAACCACUAUUUUACAAUUGUGGUCCCGUGCUCCUCUCAAUCGGGAAUUUACGUUACUGGCACUGCCCCUGGUGAUAAUGUCUACUUGAAAACAGCGUCGUCUUCAACAGCAAAGGGCUCCAUGUGUGCCUACUUUUACACGGGAGGCCAAACAUUUACAUACACCAUAUCGCAAUCUGAUCCCAACGGAGCCUUCACUGUGCUGAAUUACGCAAGGGAUGGUACAGCUGCUGCUGGGGAUGGUUCAGCUGGUUAUGCUUAUGUAGGCGCUCAAAAAUUCCAGACGCAAAGAUGCUUAGACUACCAUACCAUAAUAUAUGGUAGUGACGUAACUACCCAAGCAACAACUACCCAAGCAACAACUACAAAAGCAACAACUACCCAACAACAACUACCCAAGUAA
This is a messenger RNA of Strongylocentrotus purpuratus (purple sea urchin), 1614 nucleotides long. RefSeq lists its product as uncharacterized. Lineage: Eukaryota; Metazoa; Echinodermata; Echinoidea; Camarodonta; Strongylocentrotidae. The record is from RefSeq and is a predicted model, not a curated record. Bases 118 to 1614 code for a protein of 498 amino acids. The transcript has 6 exons.